Messenger RNA from Aplysia californica (California sea hare), 960 nucleotides. RefSeq names its product plant intracellular Ras-group-related LRR protein 6. NCBI's taxonomy places the organism in Eukaryota, Metazoa, Mollusca, Gastropoda, Aplysiida, Aplysiidae. Bases 1 to 960 code for a protein of 319 amino acids. The transcript is spliced from 6 exons. Gene Ontology annotation, molecular function: protein binding. The record is from RefSeq and is a predicted model, not a curated record.
AUGAACAAGACCCUGUACGAGUUGGGUGCGGAGAUCGACCUGUCCUACAACAAGCUGACGGACCUGCCCACCGCCAAGAUCAAGAGCCCCGCCCUGCGCCGGCUCGACGUGUCACACAACCAGAUCGCCGUCAUCCCGGACAACAUCGACAAAGUCUACACGCUCGUCUAUCUCAACCUCUCUUAUAACGAGCUGGAGGUAAUUCCCCGAGAGCUGGGUUUCCUCAAGUACCUGCACGAGCUAGACAUCUCCCACAACCGUCUGACGGCGCUCCCGGAGGAGAUGUGUACCCAGGCCUACUCCCUGGUCAUCCUCAACGCCUCGGACAACGCCCUCACUGUCCUGCCGGUGGAUAUCGGCAAGAUGAAAGUGAUGGAGGAUCUGAACGUGGGGAACAACCAGAUUGAGAUGCUGCCUGAAGAAAUCACAGACCUGAAAUAUCUCAAGAAAUUUGACAUCUCGGGCAACAAGCUGACCACUGUGGACGUCCUGUCCAGUCUCAAGGCCAUCGAGGAGCUGCGUGUUGCUAAAAAUAGCAUCACGGCUCUCCCGGAAGAUUUGCACAGGCUGAAGCAACUCAUCACGUUUGAUUUCUCUGACAACUACAUCAAAGCUAUACCUAGCACACUCAACAGAAUUAUCUCGCUGAAGGACAUUGUGGCUGCCAACAACAAGAUCGACGCCAUCCAGGACUCCCUGGGGAAACACCAGCUGCUUCGAACCCUGGACCUCACAGGCAACAGGACAGUCAGUCCGACUGAGCAAAACUGGACCCCAGACAAUCUGGACCUCAAUCCUCUGGGCUUUCACCAUUGGGGAUGUUUGAAGUACAAGAUUCGUGGAGAAAACCUCGGAAAGAAUCCAAGACUUGAGAGAAACCAUCAUGGAGAGCACAAGAAGAGAGAAUUCUCCCGAGCAGUGGCAAACGAGGCAGGGGUAUGCUCAGAGCAACUUAGAUAG